Molecule: messenger RNA, 1728 nt
Organism: Pocillopora meandrina
Lineage: Eukaryota; Metazoa; Cnidaria; Anthozoa; Scleractinia; Pocilloporidae
Source: the annotation of a GenBank genome assembly
AUGGAAAACGGGCGAGGAAGUCAUAAUGGCGACGCUCCGUUUCCAGUGUACCCACCAGAAUUGAUGAAACACCAACCAAGUGAUAAACAUGAAACAGUCGAUGUUCGACUGAGCUGGCGCAGCUUCAGUACGUCGGCCGGGAGUCCUUCGCGAUUGUUCGAUUUCCUUCGACUUUCGGAAAGCAAUGACUGUUUACAACUCCCUUCGCCUUUUUCACCAAGCCCUAGGAGAUUCUUUGACAGCAUUGAGACCGGUCAGAGCACGACAGUGGAAGUAAAGGACCACCGACAUGAAACAGAGGUCAGUGUUAACACGCAGAAUGGUAGAAUAAAUAGUGAAUUGGUGUGCGACAUAGAGCGCGAAAUCGAAGCGAAAGAAGUAAUGGCUGUGAAUUUAUGCCAAGAAGACGAAGAGAGCACAGAGUGUCACACCAUUUGUAUAAAUUUACCUUUAGACUUAGAAGGUCCAUCAAGCGUUCAACAAUCGAUUGACAAGGCUAAAACUGAAAACCAAGGUACCACAAGAAACGGCAUAACGACUAGGAAGGACUCCACCUCAAAGAUUGAGGAGCUGAGGGAUCCGGAGACCUCAGCUUUGUUCCGAUCUCCGAGACUGUCCCAUCCUUUUCCGAUUCCAAAUACGAGUCGUUUGGCUUUACGAAGAAAAGUCAAACGCGAAGCAUCGCAACCGCUUCCGUCUUCAAUCGUAAAUGAAACUAGGAGAAAUACGAAGGAAUCUCUGACCCCAAGGAAUCGAUCACUAUUGCGACCCACCAUGAGCCAUUUUAGUGCGACAAAAUCAAAGAGAGUGUCAUCCGUGGCGAAUGCGUGUGAGAAUGGCAGAUUAUCAUGCGCUAACAGAAGUCCCAAAACACCUGCAAUGAAUGGCUGGCACUGUCCUUAUACCAACAACACGCGAAUUCGUCGAUCGGCCGUUCGAUGGAAUCGUACAACUUCUGACAUGCUGAAGAUGGGACAAAAGCAGCGAGCAUCGUGCUUGCAAAGGGACAAAUUGGCGAACAGUGCUUGGGAAAAUGACGAAAUUUUCCUAGAAAGAAACAGAAAGAAAGCUGUCCCCACCUGGCCGAGAAUUUCUCAGCCAAAUAGCUUAACCUGUCCCGUGUCUUCUCAAUUAACCAGGAAAUUUCAUGACAUAUCCAACGGGUUUGCGUCAUGCAAAGCGAGUCAGUUCCACCCCUCUGUAAACUCAGGAGUAUGCUUCAAAAAGCAGAACUCUUUCGUUAUUCCCGAGAAAUUGCGAGGUUCUCCGAUUUCAACGGUGGAGAAAACUCAGAAAUCAUCGUGGAUGUUAAAUUCACAAGGAAUGAGCGAUACUCUUAGGGGCCAUAAACCGAGAAAUUCCAACUUCAAAUCGACAGACGACCGAAGAGAGGCAACGGAAUCGUUGCAAUGCACGCAAAUUUCUACUGCAUCACUGCCAAAAAUCUGCCGGCCUCGACAGCAAAGACUGUUACGUCGCACAGCGAUCUCGUCGGCAGAAACAUCUUCCAUGACGUCACAUGCCCUACGACCCACUUCCAAGUCCCAAGCAGCCAAAGAGAGUCCUUCGUCAUCAUUGCAGAUGUCGCGCAAGAACAUCCCUGGGAUGGUUCCCAAUGCCACACCUUUCCAUCUGAGGAAUCCUUCAACGGGUUACCUCGCUAUUCGUCGCCAACUAAAACGCCAAAAUUCCAGUUCUUUGUCAACUUCAACGCGUAAGGAGAUAUGA